UCCGGAUCCCGCAUCAUGUAGAGUGGAAGACGGUCCUCCAGAGAAGCCUUGUCUAACGUGGGUACACUGUGAUGCCGUGUGGCUUGUGCCAUUCUCCAACCGCAUUCCAGCACUGGAAGAAUAACAUCUUGCCAACCUACUGCAGUGAUGAUAUAGUUUCCCACAAUAUAAUGUUUCUUGGGCUCCUUUCCAGUAAAUGAGAGUUGCCUAAUACUGGACAGAUUCUGGAGUGGGAAUCCUCUUAAGUAAGCAUCUUUUGGAGGAAGCAUGGGUAUGGAGGCAGCUGGGGAUGCAGAGCCCGGGGCUGGCGCCGCUGCCUAGGGCACCCCAUGGGCUCCGUGGGGGCACAGCCCAGUGCUGCACAGAUGGCCGUCCUUCCGCUGCCCGCGCUUGCCCUCGUGAUCCUCCUCUUUGUGUCCGCCACUCUCAGGUGCCAGGAGCAGGCCCAGACCACCUACUGGUGGGCCACCCUGAAGACCAUCCAGAACGGCGUUCACAAGAUAGACAUGUACCUGAACGCUGCCUUGGACCUUCUGGGAGGUGAGGAUGGGCUCUGCCAGUACAAGUGCAAUGAGGGGUCUAAGCCUUUCCCGGGUUACGGUUAUAACCCCUCCCUGCCGAAUGGAUGUGGCUCUCCACUGUUUGGUGUUCACCUUAAUAUUGGCAUUCCUUCCCUGACAAAGUGCUGUAACCAACAUGGCAGGUGCUAUGAGACCCGCAGCAAAAGCAAGAACGACUGCAAUGAGGAAUUCCAGCCUUGCCUCUCUAAGAUCCUCCGGGAUGUGCAGAAGACACUAGGACUGGCUCAGCACGUUCAGGCCUGUGAAACCACAGCAGAGCUCUUGUUCAACAGUGUUAUGCAUUUAGGCUGUAAACCUUAUCUGGACAGCCAACGAGCUACACGUAGGUGUUGCUGCAAAGAAAAAAGUGAUCUUUAAAGAAUAUGCUGACAGUUGAU
Molecule: messenger RNA, 958 nt
Organism: Lutra lutra (Eurasian river otter)
Lineage: Eukaryota; Metazoa; Chordata; Mammalia; Carnivora; Mustelidae
Product: group XIIA secretory phospholipase A2-like
Exons: 1
Coding region: 330-938 (202 amino acids)
Biological process (GO): lipid catabolic process; arachidonate secretion; phospholipid metabolic process
Cellular component (GO): extracellular region
Molecular function (GO): calcium ion binding; A2-type glycerophospholipase activity
Source: RefSeq, a predicted model, not a curated record